Eleginops maclovinus (Patagonian blennie) is the source of this 3869-nucleotide messenger RNA. Its product is annotated as genetic suppressor element 1. NCBI's taxonomy places the organism in Eukaryota, Metazoa, Chordata, Actinopteri, Perciformes, Eleginopidae. Bases 514 to 2580 code for a protein of 688 amino acids. The transcript is spliced from 3 exons. Gene Ontology annotation, molecular function: RNA binding; protein binding. Gene Ontology annotation, biological process: negative regulation of transcription by RNA polymerase II; nervous system development. Gene Ontology annotation, cellular component: nucleus. The record is from RefSeq and is a predicted model, not a curated record.
UGUGUGCCAGAGAGUCUUACUCAGAGGGAUGAGUGUAGAUUGAAGUUGUAAGGGUGAGAUAGAAGGUGUGUGUCACUUAUAGCAAGAGAGGAGGAGGGAGGGAGUUGGAGAGAUCAAGCAAGCUGGAGAGAGAGAAAGAGAGCUCACUCACAGGGAGUUAGAGGGAGAGAGAGUAAAGAGGCGUUUAGAGAGUGAGAAGGAGGAGAGGCAGGAAUAGGAUGAAGGGAGGGAAGGCUGAGCAGUAGAGAGGAGAAAGAGACUCGCAGUCUCAAAACUGGAUAUUCCAACGUGCCUGCUGCUGCCUGAUCCAAUGAGUAAACUCUCUGAUACCUGCUACCCAAAGGCACCCGGUGAGGUGAGUGGCGCUUCAAUCGUAAAGAAUCAACAGUGAUCUGACAGUGAUGCUGUGUAGCAGCAUCCCUCUCUGUCUGCCCCCCUCAUUCUCCCGUGAGGCCCAUGUGACCUAACCUACACCCACACACAGGGGGCCCCCAGUGCCGCUGGAGCCCACCCAUGAAUCCCAGCCCCGACCGCGGCAAAGAGUGCCUCCCUCCCAAAAAAAGGGAGUCUCGUCAAGGAUCGUCAGAACACAACUUCCCUCUGGAUGAGUUUAAACCCCCUGUGCCACUCCGGAGUCGGUCCAGUACAGGGGGAGGGGAGGGAGGCAGGGAGGCCAGCGACAGGGACCGAACUCUGAUCAACCCAAGCCCCCAUCUCCUACAUACUCCUCCACCCCUUCCUGCUCCAGCACCAGGCCUCGCCCUGCCUCUACCAUGGCACCUGGGCUACUCUCCCUCUGUCUCCCUCCCCCUUUUUCCAGGGCAGGUUGGAGAGAGGAGGGGCUCAGGGUCUCCUGCUUGGAGAGAUGAUCCUCUCUCCUCCGCACUGCCCCACCACUCCAGGUGGAUCAGAGGGGAAGGCCCCUUAUCCUUGCCACCUUCCCCAUCUUCUUCCUCUGCCUCCUCCUUCAAGACUCCCUACCCAGCUGAUUCUAGAGAUAUUUGGUCCUACAUCAACAGUGGCCGGCGGGACAACAGUUCCUCUCUCUUCUCUCCAUCAUACUUGUUUAGCCAGCACUCUCUCUACCCUCAAGAUCCAAGCUAUACUGAAGCAAGACAUAGAUACCUGGGCAAGAGGCUCAACGGCCUAGAGGGGCCUGGCAGCAGGACUGCCUCAACCUCCAGGCCUCUGCUCUCAGGAGAAUAUGGGAACGAGAGCAGCAGAACCAGGCUGGACAUCGGUCCACACAGCUCCCAUACAAACGGUGGACGGAGACAGCAGGAGGAUCUAACACCCCGUGUCCAUACUGGAGGGCUAUAUUUGUCAGACUCUCUAGCUCAGGAGGGCCACGAGACACAUUCCUCACUGCAGGACAGACAUACACACGGGAUAGUUAAGACCAGCUUACUCUCCUCCAGUCAACAUCCCCUGGGACCAGUCCCCAGGGCAGGUAGAGGGGGACUACUGGACUCCCUAGGGGUAACACCAGCUGAGGCCCAGAUCUACUACUCCUUAGGAUCGGUGUGCCACCCCAGCCCUCAGGUCCAGCCCUACCCGCUCUACAGCCCCUCAGGAACCGCUCUGUACAACCUGCACAGGGAGCCAGGACCCAGGCAGCACAAUGUAAGGAACUCCCCUCACUCCCCCCUGGUUCUGCCUAACAGCCAUGACAGGUCACCAAGAGACCGGGACAGAGACCAAGAAAGAGACAGAGAAAAACUCCCACAAAGGGACAGGGAGCGAGGUAAAGACAAAGAAAAGCACCUUCAACAUGACAAAGACCAAGAAAGAGACACUGAGCGCGAGAGACAAAGGGAUAGAGAAAGAGACAGAGGGAGAGAGUUAUCUCCUUCUCAUUCUCACACCUCACCCCCGGCCCUUCACCCAUCUCCCCCUUCGCUCCUACCUCACUUCACCAAGGGUUCUCUGAUUGAGUUGGCCAGUGGUCGGUUGAAGCAAGUCGAGGAGCUGCGGACCGAAGACUUCCUGAGGAGCGCAGAUACCUCCCCUGAGUUUCACCUUAGCACCUGCACCGUGCUGCUGAUUUCCCCCAGCAGCGCACAGGGCUUCAGCCAUCUGCAGGUCCACCUCACAGACCGCAACACUCAGGAGCUGCUGAAGGUCUUGGUGGAGUAUCCGUUCUUUGUGCAGGACCGAGGCUGGUCUUCUUGCUGCCCGCAGAGAACCACACAGCUGUACGGCCUGCCCUGUCGCCAGCUCAUGGAGGGGGAUGUUUGCCUGGCUCUCACCCCUACCCCCAUCCCCACCCAAACCCACCGGACACGCACGCGUACUGGCUCCAGGGCCCAUCGCACGCAACUCCCCCCAAGGGCUGCAGGAGAACCCAGCAGCUUGCACAGGGAGGAGAUGCCACCUCCACCUCCUCCUCCCCCUCUUCCUCACCACCCACCUCCUGCUGCACCAACCCCUCAGAGGGUGCUGGCUGCGGAGCUCCCCGCUCAGGAGCAGCAACGUCCGAGAAAACGGCGCUGGUCUGCCCCGGAUACCCUACCCUCAACCGGCACUGAUGAAAGCCUCAUGGAUUUACCUCAUGGCUCCAAGCUAAUGAAGUGGCAGUAGAGACUUGGAAAUGCAUACGUAUAUAUGCAUACUUAAACAUACACAUAAGCACACACACACCCUCCUAGUCUCUGUUGCACCCACCAAGAAGACAAUGGAGAGACCUCAAGGUAGGGUUGCAGGGAAGGAUUACAAAAAAAGGAAAUAACACAAUUUACGGGUGUCCACUCUGCUGCCCAAAGUAUUAACCUCCUCCCUAGUCUGGUCCUUGUUGCACCCUCCUCUCCUCUCCUCUCCUCUCCUCUCCUCUCCUCUCCUCUCCUCUCUCCUCUCCUCUCCUCUCCUCUCCUUUCCUUUCCUCCCCUCAUCCUUACUUAGCACGGCCCUAAAAGGAGCAGCAGCAGAAGGAUCCCUAGAUAGCUCCUUACAGACACUGAAGACAUUUAGUGAGACAAUCAAGCACUUGUCUGUGUUCACUGUUUUUGUAAUGGUUGUCGCACAAACCUACUUAAGGACAGUGUGUUCUGCAGGGUAUUGAUUUUCAAUCAGUGUUAUCAAAGUAAACGCUAUUGAAGAACUGCAGAUAUAUAUGAACAAAGGUUGACUAUAUAUAUUACAUUGCAGAUGUUAAAUACAGUACAUAUGCUAAACAGAGUUAAUGCAAUCUCUUUGUCGAUUUCGCGAUGCAUUUUUGUUUCUUUAAUUGUCUUGCUUCUGAGCCGAUGUCUACAUGUCGGCUUAGGCAGGCAAGUUGAAUGUAUGAGCAACUUAUAGCCUUUUUUAUUCUCAUCACUGGGUGUCAUUAAAAACAAAUGAUUGUUCUUCAAGGCAUUACCCUCCAAUAUGUUCUUAACAUUAUCUCUGAGAAAGGGAGAACACUAAUGAAAAUUGCGUAACAGACAAUCCCACCCACACAGACAGGUCUGUGCCACAUCGCCUCGACACUCAUGGUGUUUUUCCAUUAAAAACUAUGAUGGAAGAGUAGGAAGUGCAGUAUGGCUUACGAGUAAUGGUGCUAGUAACAAGUUGGAACAUGAUGCUUUGUGAAUACUCUUGACCCCUGUGUAUUGUACGCUUCUGUUCCCAUUUCAUUUUUUUAUGUACUGUAUUUGUUUGAAGGCAGGGAAAAUGAUGAAAGUAUUUUAAACUCAGAUACGGGUAUCUCCUCUGAUUCAGCACACUCUUUCACUUUAGUUUUUGUGUUUUUUUUGUUGUUUUUUUUUCAAAAAAAAACUUUACCUGUGGAUUUUUCUUUUAAAAUGUUAUAGCUACAAAAAAUGUAUAUUUUUAAAAAUUGUGAAUCUGUUAAAUGAUGUCCGCUAGAAAUAAAGGAAAAAAAGCUUUAUAGA